AUGAGGCUUUUUGCUGUAUCCACGGCUCUAUUGGCACUGACCAGUGUCAAUGCUCGUUCAUUGGCAAAUACAUCUUUCAAUCCCCUUGAUUAUAUCAACCCAUUGAUUGGAAGUGCCAACCAAGGCCAUGUAUUUGCUGGCGCUACAUUACCCUUUGGCAUGGUGAAGGCGGUUGCAGAUUCGGAUUCGGAUUCUGCGGGUGGUUUUGCCUCUGAUGCUGGAAAUAUCAUUGGGUUCUCGCAAUUGCAUGAUUCUGGUACUGGAGGGGCAAAUUCGCUAGGAAAUUUUCCCAUCUGGCCGCACCCGAACUGUACCGACGACGACAUAACGAGCUGCAAGUACAGCUCCGAUAACAGAAGGACCGGCUAUUUCAAUGAUUCAUUGGUUGCCACAGCCGGUUAUUUUGGCCUCACGCUCGACAAUGGGGUUCAGGCCGAGAUGACGGUGUCAAAUCAUACAGCAAUCUACCGGUUUACUUUCGACGCCGAUGUGUCUCUCAACUCGCCGGUCAUCUUGGUCGAUGUGAGUGACUUGGAAGGUGGCCGAGUGAAUGGAUCUGCUUCGGUUGAUUCUUCUUCUGGCCGCUUGACGGCCGCCGGGGUCUUCUCUCCGAGCUUUGGCGAUGGCAGCUACCCUACGUAUACUUGUAUCGACUUCCAAGGGGCGGAGGUACGCAACACAGGUAAUUUUGCCAACGAAGCCGUGGGAACAGGUAAUACAUCCAUCAGUAUUCCUGACCAGCAGUCGCUAGGUUCUGGGGGUGUCUGGACGCAAUUCAAGGCAUCUCAAAACAACACCAUCCUGGCGCGAGUAGGAAUGAGUUUCUUGAGUAUUGACAACGCUUGUCAAAACGCCGAGUCUGAAAUCCCUAACUUCGAUUUUGAUGCCACACGCAAGGCGGCCGAGCAGGCUUGGAAGAAGAAGUUGAGUGUCAUUUCCAUUGACCCAACCGGUGUAUCGACAGAAAGACAGAUACUCUUCUGGAGCAGUCUCUACCGAGGCUUCAUCAGCCCUCAAGAUUACACGGGUCAGAACCCAUUGUGGAACAGCUCUGAGCCGUACUAUGACAGCUUUUAUUGUAUCUGGGACUCUUUUCGCGCAGCCCAUCCGCUUCUCACUCUAGUUGAUCCUUUAUCCCAAUCAUACAUGGUUCGCAGCGUAGUCGACACCUAUCGUCACGAAGGAUUUCUUCCUGACUGUCGUAUGUCUUUCUGUAAAGGCUAUACCCAAGGUGGCUCUAAUGCCGACGUGCUCAUCGUGGACGCCUAUUUGAAAGGGGUUCCCGGUAUUGACUGGGACACGGCAUACGAGGCAAUGGUAAAUGAUGCGGAGAACGAGCCGACAGACUUCACCAUCGAAGGCAGAGGAAAUUUGACGCAAUGGAAAGAUCUUGGUUACAUUCCUACGCAUGAUCCAGCCAGCCCGACACCAGGUAACGCUGCAUUAUAUACGCGGAGCAUCUCGAGAACUGUCGAGUACGCCUAUAACGACUUUUGUAUUUCCGUCAUGGCCAACAAAACCGGGAAGCAAAACGAUUAUGAGAAAUAUACAGGUCGUGCAAAGAACUGGAAAAACAUGUUUAAUAGCGAUCAAACUUCAAAAGUCCAAGGAUAUGACACUGGCUUCACUGGCUUUCUACAGCCCAAGUAUGAGAACGGAACCUGGGCCGAACAAGAUCCAGCCUUUUGCUCCCCGAUAAGCAACCCUGACAGCUGUUACUUCGGUAAUACCAACUAUGAGACCUACGAGGGCAGCGUGUGGAUGUAUACAUUUUACGCGCCACAUGACAUGGGUGAUUUAAUUACUACUUUGGGGGGCAGAGAAGCCUUUACCAAUCGACUUUCCUUUCUGCAUUUUUCUAAUCUUGCAAAUAUCGGAGAUGAACAAGCCUUCUUGCCUGUCUACCAGUUCCACUACGCCGGCCGUCCUAGUUUGUCGACACAGCGAGCUCGCGCCUAUAUAGCGACAUCAUUCAACACUACUGUUUCUGGAAUCCCAGGAAACGAUGAUUCAGGAGCAAUGGGUUCUUUCGCCGUCUUGACGAUGCUCGGCAUUUGGCCUGUGCCGGGGCAAGACGUUUACCUUCUCAACCCUCCUUUAUUUAGUGAAGUUUCUAUCACUAAUCCGUUGACUGGGAAGACUGCAACAAUUCGUAACAAAAACUUUGACCCAUCCAGCUAUUCAUCGAACAUCUACGUUCAGAGCGCCACCAGGGACGGUAAAGCUUGGUCGAAGAAUUGGAUUACCCAUGACUUUUUUACCGAGGGAGGUGUUCUGGAACUGACUCUAGGAAAUAGUGAGAGUAAGUGGGGGACAGGAACGGAUGACUUGCCUCCAAGUUUGUCAGACUAUGACUUUUAA
This is a messenger RNA of Talaromyces rugulosus, 2361 nucleotides long. RefSeq lists its product as uncharacterized. Gene Ontology annotation, cellular component: cytosol; nucleus. The transcript is spliced from 6 exons. Gene Ontology annotation, molecular function: carbohydrate binding; peptide-N4-(N-acetyl-beta-glucosaminyl)asparagine amidase activity. The coding region runs from base 1 to 2361 and encodes 786 amino acids. NCBI's taxonomy places the organism in Eukaryota, Fungi, Ascomycota, Eurotiomycetes, Eurotiales, Trichocomaceae. Gene Ontology annotation, biological process: carbohydrate metabolic process; glycoprotein catabolic process; protein quality control for misfolded or incompletely synthesized proteins. The record is from RefSeq and is a predicted model, not a curated record.